Myripristis murdjan (pinecone soldierfish) is the source of this 1834-nucleotide messenger RNA. It is a transcript of the gene gabrg3, whose product is annotated as gamma-aminobutyric acid type A receptor subunit gamma3. The transcript has 11 exons. NCBI's taxonomy places the organism in Eukaryota, Metazoa, Chordata, Actinopteri, Holocentriformes, Holocentridae. The record is from RefSeq and is a predicted model, not a curated record. Gene Ontology annotation, molecular function: extracellular ligand-gated monoatomic ion channel activity; GABA-A receptor activity. Gene Ontology annotation, cellular component: membrane. The coding region runs from base 1 to 1392 and encodes 463 amino acids. Gene Ontology annotation, biological process: chloride transport; monoatomic ion transmembrane transport; gamma-aminobutyric acid signaling pathway.
AUGUCGCCGAAAUUACUGGCAUACUUCUUACUUCUGUCAGUUUUUCAUACAUGCUCGCAAACAAUUGAGUACGAAGAGGAGUACGAGGAUGUUACUGUGAACCAAAUGCUGGCUCCGAAAUCACAGGAAACCGAUGCCACAGAGAUACUCAACAAUUUGCUGAAGGAAUAUGAUAAGAAACUGCGACCGGAUAUCGGAGUUAAACCCACUGUCAUAGAUGUUGACAUAUUUGUGAACAGCAUCGGACCCGUGUCAUCAAUAAAUAUGGAAUACCAAAUCGACAUCAUCUUUGCGCAAACAUGGACAGACAGUCGGCUCAGAUACAACAGCACAAUGAAAAUAUUGACACUGAACAGCAAUAUGGUCGGACUUAUUUGGCUACCAGACACCAUCUUCAGAAAUUCAAAGAACGCAGAUUCCCACUGGAUUACAACGCCCAAUCAGCUCCUAAGAAUAUGGAAUGAUGGGAAGAUACUUUACACCCUAAGACUGACCAUAAACGCAGAAUGCCAGUUGCAGCUGCAUAACUUUCCGAUGGAUGAGCACUCCUGUCCACUCAUCUUCUCCAGCUAUGGGUACCCGCAAGAUGAAAUGAUUUACAAGUGGAGGAAGAACUCUGUGGAGGCAGCUGACCAAAAGUCCUGGCGCCUCUACCAGUUUGAUUUUAUGGGCUUGAGAAAUACUUCAGACAUAAUACAGACUACAGCAGGUGACUAUGUGGUGAUGACCGUCUACUUUGACCUGAGCAGAAGGAUGGGCUACUUCACCAUCCAGACGUACAUCCCCUGCAUCCUGACGGUGGUGCUCUCCUGGGUUUCCUUCUGGAUUAAAAAAGACGCCACACCAGCCAGAACAGCGUUAGUUUUUUGUUAUCUCUCCACCGGGUGCCCUGGCCAACACAACUGCCCUGCAGGUAUAACCACAGUGCUGACCAUGACGACGCUCAGCACAGUGGCCAGGACAUCACUGCCCAGGGUGUCUUAUGUCACUGCCAUGGAUCUUUUUGUCACUGUCUGCUUCCUCUUCGUCUUUGCUGCUUUGAUGGAGUAUGCCACAUUAAAUUACUACUCGUACAGCACUCGAAGACCCAGUUGCAGCAAAACUACAAGAUCGAACUACUCUGUGUUGGAUGUGGGACCGCCACACACUGUCAUCACUUUAAACAACUCCAUGUACUGGCAGGAGUUCGAGGACGCUUGUGUCUACGAGUGCCUGGAUGGAAAAGACUGCCAGAGCUUCUUCUGCUGCUAUGAGGAGUGUAAAGGAGGUGCAUGGCGAAGAGGAAGCGUUCACAUAGAUAUACAUGAACUGGAUGCAUACUCACGUGUUUUUUUCCCCACCUCCUUCUUGCUGUUCAAUGUUGUGUACUGGGUAGGCUAUCUCUACCUUUAGCACGAUGCAGGAGGAGUUUCAUCACAAAUGAAGGACAACAGAGCGUGAGAACAUGAAUGAAAGACUCAUAACAGGUAACAUCAAAUAAACUCUCUCCUGUUACCUAAAGCAAGUACCUGGAGACAAAAUCCUUAACAUAGUCAGGAGGACCGCCUUUGUCUGCAGGCCUUUCCCUAACAGAGAUUUGUGCCUCUCUGACUUCAGGUAUAUAUGAAAAUACGACACAUAAUUUAUUAUCUUCAUAUGCUGUACUCUUAGGGGGAGGACAGGGUGUGCUGUUUGCUAAUGAUUAUACCAAGAAAAAUAGGGGAAUGUGCUUUGCAGUGCUAACCCAAUGUCUCAGUUAAGAGGCUUAGUUAUAUUUUAGGUCCUUUACAAUUACUGGGACUUUGUUAUACAGCUAUCAGUCAAAACCAGUUGAUGAACAUCCGAGGACACAAAC